GUUUUCGCAAGGAAUCGCCUUUCCAACCUGAGAGCGCCAUGGGCACCUCAGAGGUGGUGGUACGGUUCGGAAGGCGCUGUGGACGGGCGAAGGAAAUCACGGUGACCUCAUUAGAGUCUUGGGUCUGCUGUGAAACUACUGAGUGCUCUUAGGAAAGCGUCUGAAGGAAAUGUCUCAAUUUCUUCAACUCUAAAGUGAAGAAAUAAAGAACUAUGAAGAAGAUCAAGUUCUCUAUCCACCUCUUCUACCCGACAAAGUAGAUCUCCGGCAGGUCACCAUAAUUCCACACAAUGAGUGGGAGAGGAUUCGAGAUAGCCUUGACAGUUUGACAAGAGAGGCAGCACACCUUCGUGCAAAAAGAAAGGCAAAGAAAGAAAUGCAUUUCCGAUCCCAAGAAGUGGUAAAGCAUUGGACUAAUACAUACGCAAACUACAUAUGUCUUUGCUGUGCCCUUUUUUGUGCCUCUGCAAGAUUCUCUACCUAAGAGGUACAGUAACCAGCAGUUUAGUUCCAUGUACAUGAGUGGGAAACUACCUCAAAAUAGGGAGGGGAUGAGAAAACAGAAACUCGAAGCCAAAAAGAAACGUGAUGAAGAAAUAGAGGCAGAAAGACAAAUUCUUGAUGUGGAAGAAGCAAUAUACAAACAAGGAGAAAGGAAAAAGGCCAUCGAAUAUGCAAAACAAUAUCAAUUUUACCAGACAGAAAGAGUGAAAAACUUUCAUUCAGGACUUCUUCUUAGUAGAGUUAUGAAGGAACGUGAUGCACAGAUUGAAUUCCAAAAAAGUAAAAUAAAAUCAGAUAAAAAAUGGGAGGAACAGUUGAAACUAAACAUUGAAAAAGGUUUUAAAGAAGAACAAGAAAAAGCAGAAAAGCAACGCAGAGAUAGACUGGCUCUUGCCAAAGAUCAUUUAAAACAAAUAAAGGAACACGAAGAGGAAGAAGUAAGGAGGAGAAAACAGGAAGAAAAGGAUGCUGAGGAAAUAAAGCAACAGAAUUUAUUGUAUGAAAUAGAAAUGAAAAAAAAACUAGGAAUGAAAAAAGAAAAGAUCAAUGAAAGCAGGAGACUCUUUUUUGAACAUCUGAAUGAUAAAAAUGUCAUCAAAGCUAUAGAACGGCAGCAGCAAGAGGAGGAAGAUGAAAAGAUUAGAAAAUUUAUCAAAGCUAAAAAGCGUCUUACACAAAUGGGGAAAGAAAAAGAAGCUGAAACACACAGGCUAAUGGAGGAACGGAGAGAAAGAAUAAAUAAUUUCCUGAGUAAACUAAUGAAAGAGAAAUUUGACAAUGAAGAUUUGAUUAUUGCUAGAGAUAUUGCAGAAGCUGAGGCUGAAUGGGAAAAAAGAGAAAGAGAAAAACAUGAAAAAAACAAAGCAGAAUUAAAAGCAAUUGCAGAACAUAGAGCUGUUGUGAUGAACAAUAAAGAGGAAGAAGAAAGACGAAGAAAAAUAGAGGCUAAAGAACAAUUGCUAGCCAUCCUAAAAGCAGACCAGAUUUUCUGGGAGCAUGAAAAGGAGAAAAAACGGAAAGCUGACAAAGAACGUAGAGAAGUUCAAGAUGCCCAUAUUCAGCAAAUGGCCAAAAAUAAGUUUAAAGUAAAGCAAGCAAAACAAGCAGAAUUAGAGGACUGCAGACUUACUGAAGCUCUCAUUGCUGAAAAGGAGAAGGAAUUUCAGGAUUAUGCCAGAGAAGUAAUUGAACUCGAGUCUAAAUCAACAAAUAAAUAUAUGCAUCCUCUUGUAAAAGCUGUACAGGAAGGACCCGGAGGUGGUCAUGGACCAGUUUUUGUGGACAGAGGUGGAUUAAGACCCAGCUAUCAGGUCAAUGAUAUCACUGGAGUGCAGCUCCCUUUUUAUAACUCUCAGGGAUCAAAAUAUAAUAAUUUUCAAAAGUCAAAGGGAAGGCUAGGUUUUACAUGGUAGAAAAAGUUUAUUUUUAAGAUUAAGAAGACUAAGUUGUAGCUAAUAUUCAGCUACAAAUUCAAGUGAUUAUGCUUAUAAUUUUGUUAAUAAAGCUGCUUUUCAUCUAAG
Sus scrofa (pig) is the source of this 2024-nucleotide messenger RNA. It is a transcript of the gene CFAP210, whose product is annotated as cilia and flagella associated protein 210. NCBI's taxonomy places the organism in Eukaryota, Metazoa, Chordata, Mammalia, Artiodactyla, Suidae. The record is from RefSeq and is a predicted model, not a curated record. Gene Ontology annotation, cellular component: axonemal microtubule.